AUGGAUAUUGGCGCUCGUGGGAACGAGCUCAUCGCUGGCGCUGCGAAUCGAGGUAGGGAUUACGGCCGGCGCGACCAGCGAUCGCAAGCUGGAAUUCGAGGCCGGAGGACGGGAAUUGCUGCUAGAAAGAUGAGAUUGCGGCUUCUGAUGGAACAGAUGCACGAUUCUCCUCCGAGGAAGGACGGAUUUUCAUCUUCCAGCACCGGCAUUGGAUUGGGAUCUCUCGAUUUGCUGCGCGGUUGCUUUCUUCGCCAGUUGGCAGCUCUAGCCACAUCUAUAUUUCUGGUUUUCACAACGAUCCCGAGCUUUCGAAGAGGGCCAAGAAGAUUUCCAGAGCUCGUUCAUCCGCAUUUGGCUUCCAUUAGAACACAGGUGCCGCGAGAAAAAAAUCUGGAAGAUUCUCAUCGCUCACACAGGCAUGCGGAGGAUAGAUUCUCGAGGAAGAUCGAAUUUCGAAACUCCAAGAACAAACUUUUCGGCGCAAGCCUGGUGGACAUGACAAUCCAAAGAGCUCCCGAGGAUGGAUCCGUGCUACAAGUCCCAAAUCCUCGAAGCUGGAAUUGCUGGGUAUCGGAUCAAGCUCACGUCCUCAGUCGCUCCACCGUCGAGCAUCUCAACUCGGUUAUCGAUGCGUUGAAGUUCGACACUGGUGCUGAAGUUACGGUAGUGACGAUCAAGAGCACCAACUUACCAGCCGAAGAGUUUACUUCCUGUCUUUAUAAAAGAUGGAAGAUCGAAGAUGAGUCUCAGGGAAGGGGUCUAUUGUUCUUGCUGGUUACUUCGGAGGGGAGGCUAGAAGUAGAACUUGGCUGGAACAUAUCGAAACUUCUCAAAGGGGAUGUUACAGUCGCGGGGAGUGUAUGGGAUCCAGAGAAAACUGGAUGGCUGAGAUCAGUUGUGAGGAACAAAGUUUUGUCGGAACUCAAGCGAGGGAAGUAUGACAAGGGCGUAGUUUUUGCGGUGGAGGAAGUGGCAGAGAAAGUCUGGGAAAGUGCUGGAUUUGGAGCUUCAAGCUUAGCAAGUGGAAAAUGGUGGAAAGUUGUGGAUCUAGCCUGCUUGAGUGUGAUCCCUGUCCUCGCGUUGUUUGUGAGGCUCACAAGCAUUGCUGGUGCUCCAAAAAAUCAACAGGAUUGCCAUCCGAGAACAACUAGCCGAUUCUUCAGGAACUUGGAGAUUUAAACUCGUCGGCAAUGAGGUGAUGAGUUAUUCAUUCGAAGUAAGCAAACUUUACGCAUUGACAACUUUGAGUCCAAGCUCACAGGCAUUCCUGACAGUAUGAACAACUAGCCGAAUUUCCAGGAACUUGGAGAUCUAAAAGUGUCGACAAUGAGGAUCAGGUGGAAUAAGCAAACUCUACUCGAAAUUCUUUCGAGAAGCGCACUGACAACUGAGUCUAAGCUCACAGGCAGCAAGCUUUAUCGCAAUUCUUUCGAAGGAACUUUCAGAAGUUAUAGGAACAGAGCUGACAAAUUCGCCGUCCCGGGUCAAUCGUUCCAUCGAUUGAGUAAAUUCGUCAACAAAGAAACGAUAGAUACUCAUGCUUUGAGCUCGCCA
This is a messenger RNA of Selaginella moellendorffii, 1554 nucleotides long. RefSeq lists its product as uncharacterized. Bases 1 to 1179 code for a protein of 392 amino acids. The record is from RefSeq and is a predicted model, not a curated record. The transcript is spliced from 3 exons. Lineage: Eukaryota; Viridiplantae; Streptophyta; Lycopodiopsida; Selaginellales; Selaginellaceae.